Candoia aspera is the source of this 1236-nucleotide messenger RNA. RefSeq names its product tRNA-yW synthesizing protein 3 homolog (gene TYW3). Lineage: Eukaryota; Metazoa; Chordata; Lepidosauria; Squamata; Candoiidae. The transcript is spliced from 6 exons. Bases 58 to 852 code for a protein of 264 amino acids. The record is from RefSeq and is a predicted model, not a curated record.
GUUUGUCCCAGGCAAGGCGCCGUCCGGCUAAGAUGGCGCCUCCCAGGGACGGAGACUAUGAGGGCCGCCAUUGCUGCGGGGGGCGGGGAGGAGGAAGAGGCUCCGCCGCCGCUGAUGGCCGAUUUCAAGCACUGGAAAGAGCAGCGGCUGUCGCGCGCAGACGCGAGCCGGAAGGGCAGCGUGGAUGAGCCUAUAGAGGGGAUCGUCCGGCUCCUGAAUGGCCGCGAGACUUUCUGUACUACCAGCUCGUGCUCGGGGCGCGUGGUAGUCCUGGAACAGCCCCCUGCCGCACCCCAGGGCGCGGAUACUGCUGGCUUUGAAAUACAGAAGCAAAGCUGCACUUGGCUUAUGGUGACCCAUCAAUUAUGUACUACAAAAGAUGUGCUUACAGCCUUGCAGAAAGCUGCAGCUGAUGCCAUCUUCAAAUUUGAACCAUUUGUUCUCCAUGUACAAUGUCAAGGCCUGCAAGAUGCACAACUUCUGCACACCGUGGCUAUAGAAGCUGGGUUCCGCAACUCUGGUAUUACAGUUAGCCGGAAAGGAAAAAUUAUGAUGGCUGUCCGAAGUACCCAUUGCUUAGAAGUUCCAUUAACCCAGAAAGGAAGACUAAUGGUCAGUGAAGAAUAUGUUGACUUCGUAGUUCAAGUUGCUAAUCGGAAGAUGGAAGAAAAUGGGAAGAGAAUUGACAGAUUUUACAGUUCUUUGAAGUUUGCACUAGAAAACAGGAAUCACUCCAGUUCUCCUUCUGAGGAGAAAGAAAAAGGAAAUGGCAUGGACUCCUGUGGAAGAAAAAAAUCUCAAGCAACCAAAAAGGGUGCUGGAAGUCCUUCUUCAGACAAAAAAAAAGCUUAGAAAGUGAAGACAGUAGUCAAAGCAAUACUAAUAUUUUCCACUGAGAUGUGCUGCGGAUAGAAUUAUGUGAAGUAGCCAUAUACACAUUAUGUUUGUAUAAUGUUGUUUUUUCUUUGCUCUUUAUAAGAGCUUAGUAGAUUAUUGUGCUCUAGAAGGUAACAUGUUUAGUUAUUAGCAAGGUCUUAACUGCCACAACAUAUAAGUGAACUUCAAAACUUUUAUGGACAUUUUUGGACCCGGAGUGUGCUUUCCCUGUUACAGGAUGUAAGAUGGGCAGAUAACUUUGGGAGAAAGUGACUUCAUUUUUUUACAAACGUAAAAAACGUGCAAUAUCUCAAACUUGUACCUAAGACAUGGCCACAAUAAACGGUUUUGCUCUGUGUG